This is a messenger RNA of Baudoinia panamericana UAMH 10762, 1685 nucleotides long. RefSeq lists its product as uncharacterized. NCBI's taxonomy places the organism in Eukaryota, Fungi, Ascomycota, Dothideomycetes, Mycosphaerellales, Teratosphaeriaceae. The transcript is spliced from 3 exons. The record is from RefSeq and is a predicted model, not a curated record. Bases 140 to 1663 code for a protein of 507 amino acids.
CUUUGCCAUAUGCUCCCUCCCACUUUCCUCAUAGUGGAGCAACAUCUUUCAGUUAUAAGUGGCGGUCGAGCUCAUAUGGAUAAAUAUCACCGAUAUACGUUGUGCAGUCCUUGUUUCCACCCGUAGGAGGGAGGGAUGCAUGAGGUAUGCAUACGUGAUGGCGACAGAGGCAGUAAUGGAUACAGAGUCCGUACCUGAUACGGUGAGGCGGGAUGUCCGAAGCCUGACCGACGAACUCUUGCUCUGUACGAACCCUACCAAGCUGCUGCAGAGGUUCCGAGACUCUUGCCGCAGAUCUCGCACGUCAAAUGUCUCGUUCGCAAGUCUACUGUCCGAACAAGCGCGCGACCAGAUUGACGACCUCGCCUGGAAGGCGAUUGACGGCAGUAAGCAUAGUCGCACCCGAGGGUUUCUUCGGCGUCUCUUGCGCAUGGACGGCUGGAGCGUCCGACCAGAUCGUCUAGUUAGCGAGUUAGGCCCUGAAAGUAUCACCUCGAGACGCUACGUUGAAAGCCUGCUAGGUCUCGCGGAGCUCACCGAAGCGGAUGCAGGAAUCGAAGAGAUCAAGAAACAGCGAGAACGGCGCCAAAGGCCCACUUCACCCGGUUCCAGAAUACACGGAGCCAGCGCGACAGCGGAUGCUUCGCCAUCAGAUGUCCAGCAAGCUAUAAAGGCUAGAAAAGUCUCAGUCACUCAGCGUCCCAGAAGGUCUCGCAUUACACGCAUCGCUGUACAUCCUCAGUCUCCCAAUCGGCCAAGUCUAACAACCAACAGCGCCAGCACGUCAGGGAUCGCAUCGCCAGUCAGAGAUACCGAACUGUCUGUGGAUUCGACAGGGUUUUAUAGCAUGAGCCCAGAAGUUGGUCGCGCAGCCGGCCUCGAACUGACCCACGAUAUGAGAACUGACAGCUCCGACGACGAUGGCGGUUACGUGCAAUCGGACGCAUCUUCUGUGCCGCAGUCCCAGCGUGCUACUCCACAUAGAAUUGUCUCGCACGCCACCGCUCAAGGUCCAUCGAGAUUGAUGUCGUUCGCGGACUUCGACCGCUUGUCACGAGCAUCUGUGCCGUCAGAGUUCCAAUUUAGCUUGCAUGUACAGGAUGCCGACGUGCCUGACGCUGCUACACCGCAAGCUGUCAUGGCUAAUUUGGACUGUCGAGACGAUCGACAGCAUUCACGCCAUGGACGGCUUGGUAUCUUCGGUCCAUGCGAUCAACACUACGAAAGCCCUCCGCAUGCUUCGAUCAUGCCAGUGGUUCUGGACUCCGAGCAGCAGACUUCGGACUUUCAUCGCGCCAAGCGCCAACGCAUCUCUGGACACGCAGAGCAAUGCCCGACCCCACGGCCGUGUGAUACCAACUCCAGCCGACCCAUUUACAAUGCUGCGCCUCCGCAUGACAGGGCUAAAGCUUCUCAUGAGGACUCAGCACUUAUUACAAUGGCUUUUGAACCUAAUGACAUGGAUUUGGAACAAUCAAACGACAUUCUGGAGCACGACGGAGCGCCCGUCGAAAAGUCGAAGCCACAUCCUGCGACUCACGCACAGCCAGCUACCGAAGGUGCGAAUGCAGCGUCGCCAGCAAACAAAACGAAAGCCAUGCCGCCAUCGCCCGAGCUGCUGACCUCGCAGAUCCUAUAUCAACAACCGCACCUCGCCAGGUGAUGAACCCGACAACACAUCGGCA